Messenger RNA from Aphanomyces astaci, 702 nucleotides. RefSeq lists its product as hypothetical. NCBI's taxonomy places the organism in Eukaryota, Oomycota, Saprolegniomycetes, Saprolegniales, Verrucalvaceae. The transcript has a single exon. The coding region runs from base 1 to 702 and encodes 233 amino acids. The record is from RefSeq and is a predicted model, not a curated record.
AUGUCAUUCCACGCUCCCGACGAGCCAGUUCCACACCCAAUGUCUACACUAGCCCGCGACAACCCCUCAUCGCUGCGCAGCUACGUCCAGCGUGUUCGACAGACUUUUCGCCUGCCGCCGCCCAUCCAAAGUGAUGUCUGGCUACGCCUGUUGUUCCACAUGCUGCCAGUUAACAGCCGCUUCUUCUACUUGCAAACUACCCGCCCCGAUGCCAUCUACUGUACGUACGGGUGUGGCAUCAUUGAGACUCAGUCACACACUUUCCACUCGUGCCACCGGGUGCACCCAGUUUGGCUAUUUCAUGCAUCCGCCUGGCGGCGCUUUGGUGUCACAUUUUCGUGCGAGUCAAUCUUCGACGUUGACAGUUUCGCUGUCAACCCCUGCAGUGUCCCACGUAAGGACGCAAUACAACUACUGUGGACACACCUCGUGGCCACGAUCCUCCACCUCAUCUGGACCCAACACAACUUGAUCCAGUAUGAAGACCAACCCCCACUACCACCGGAUGCAUGGCACCAGCUCACGUUCAUUGGCUGGAUGACGUCCGUUCGCCGGUGGCUCCGGCUCCAACUUCCCCACUGCCCCCUUCGCACCACUGUGCUCCAAGUAUUGUAUUCACUUCGCGGCCACCCCAACUACCGUGUGCUGUGGGUGAAGUACCCUCACUGCCUGCACCUCCUACCAUCGCCUCCCUCCACCUAG